Messenger RNA from Colletotrichum karsti, 1533 nucleotides. RefSeq lists its product as uncharacterized. The record is from RefSeq and is a predicted model, not a curated record. Bases 1 to 1533 code for a protein of 510 amino acids. NCBI's taxonomy places the organism in Eukaryota, Fungi, Ascomycota, Sordariomycetes, Glomerellales, Glomerellaceae. The transcript has a single exon.
AUGCUAAGCCGUCACGCCGCCUCCACCUCAGACUACCCGUCGACUGUUCCGCGUCCAACGACCGACUCUGGAAUGGACGGGACUCAAACUCUACGCCGCGCACAUGGGCCGUCCGCGAGCAAAGAUCCAGCCGUCGAUCCAACUUCCCCGAGCGCUACCCCCGGUGCUGCCAUAAACAUCAACCCGCCUGCACAGCUCGAGCCUUGUCGCGUUAGCCCGUCUGCCGCCAACCGAAGCUUCCCAAGAGUGCACACUGGUCAUCAGAGGCAGCAAUCCGUCCCAAACUUCCCCUCCGCGGCCACAAAUUACAACAUCCCGCAAGUGACGCUCUCGCCUUCUACUGAGCGUGGGAGUGGUCGUCCCUCUUCGAUCAACAUGCCUCUUACGGGCGACAACAGAAGCGGAAAAUCACCAGACGCCGCUCGAGGAGGUAUACUCAGCGGCUGGCUGGGCGGUUCCGGGGCCUCAAACAACACCCAAGGAACGAGCACGACGGCUCAAGCGAACAAAAUGAGCGACAACGAUGCGGACGUUACGCCUUCGAGGUUACAGAGGAGAGCGACGGCCGACCAAACAUCUAAAGCUAAGGGAACUUCGCCGGCCACAUCACGCUUCGCCUUCUUCAGCUCUCCCUUUUCGAAAAAUACCCAGCCCGUCGACCCGAAGCAGGACGAGGAGCUGUUGACCCUCAACAUCCAAGAGGCUCUCUUUCCGCCUGCCUCCCCAACGCACAGGGACGCAUUUUCGCCCGCCGCCUUCAAGAACCUCGAAGCUACAGCCGUCGGCCUAUUAACAAAAUACCAAAGCGCCUUUCAACGGCAGAACGCUGCGCUUCAAGAGUUACGGGACGAGAAGAACGCCCAGGAGGACGAGCACGAGGAGGCAGACACACGAAUCCAACACCUGAAGGUCCAGUUGGAAAACAUGGCCUCCACGGUUGCCGAGCAGGCGCAGUCAAUGCAGCAGCUCAUGGAGGAGCUGGCGGCCGAGAAGAAAGCCAGGCAAGAGGAGCGUUUAAUACGGGAACGGGGCCGUCCUAUUUCCGAGGGAUCUUCAAUAUCCGAAGACCUUGGCGUGGACGAUGAUCAGGCCAGGAGGAAGUGGAGAAAGAGUGCCGGGUUCGACACGGACGAAGAAAGCGUCGAGGACGCCAGCGUCUUCUCCAGAUCACGGAGCCCUACGACCGCCGCCCCGAGUGUCUUUGAGGGCAGCAUCGCCGAGACGUCACCGGCGCCGGCGGCCGCCAAGUCCAAUAGUCUCGGACCUCCGCCGAGGACAUCACGGCCGCCUGCCCCGAAGACGACACAACAGCCGACAGUAUUCCAAAAGUUGAUGAGAGGGGUAACAGGCGACCCCAAUCAGCAGACAGGCGCGACGUCGUGUGAUAACUGCCGCGGACAAGACGAACGAGCUGCAUGGGACACUGUCGGGUUGCUGAGAGAUGAGAACCGGGGUCUGAAGCAUCGGGUCGCCGAACUAGAGACGUGUGUGGAUAGCGCGUUGGAUGUGGUGAACGGCCUUAGACUUGACUGA